GUCAGGAACCUGACGAACGGCAGCACGAUCAUGAACAUCCGCCGGCUGCCCGGUUUCAUGUAUCACUACAAGCUCGUGACGGUCCUGGUGUUCAGCCUGUUUUUCGUCAUUUAUCUACUUCUACAUUGGGGCAUAAUGUGCACUAAUCUUGAGGCCUGGCGUCACGUAUCCACCGUGUGCAGUCAACACCGAGAUGGUACUGCGAUGGGAAUUCUUUGCGAACCACUGUGCACCGAAAAGAGGAUACACUCACUAGCAUGCGAGACGCUCCAUGCUGGCAAGGAGACAGUUUUCUCUGCGCAUUGGGAAGCGACGCGGCUUGUAUUCAAGGCUUCAAAGACUAAAGUAUCCUCAGAGCAAUUUGAGUCGCUGUACUGGGUAGACGCAACCGAUUCCCGGCACUUCCCGUCCGAAGAGGAGUUUAUCACCAUGAUCAAGGACUUGGUUAUCAAUAAAUUAAAUGUAACUCUCUCGCAACAUCAGCUGGAAAGACUCGCCCGGUUGCGCACCCAUCGAGUCGAAACAGACACCGUAAGACGUCAGAUGGAGAUGGAGAAUCUCUGGCCGUUGCUGCAAGAAAAUGAAUAUCUAAUGGCGAUUUUGUACGAAGACAGGGAUGUGUUUCCGCAGCCAAUCGGCACGUGCGGCACGUUUUAUGCGGUCGAGUACGUCCGACCGAUCGAGACACCCACAACGGUGUUGGCUUUGUCAGAUUCUAAACCCGAAUGGGCAAAAAGGCUCAAGCUCGCCGUAAUGAUUCUUAAUUUACUCGAGGAGUUAGAGACAAGCUUUACCGAGCCGCUUCAUCUUUGCGACGUAAAAAUUAAUCAUUUUGGUUUACCUCUGGGCGGGCAAAAAUUAAAAUUCUUAGAUCUGGACGCAGUUUUUCCUAAGACCAUUGUUGAUCGUAUAAUCAGUGAUGGUAAAAGCUGCGAGAAACACGAGGACUGCGAUUACUUCGAUUGCCGGUCAGUUUGCUCAAAAAACAAACGUUGCGAAUCUCCGGUUCUCAAUAAUAAUUUGCAGAUUAUUUGCGAGAAAAUUUUUCUCGGUUGGGCGUACUCAGGGACAAUAAUUAUUCCUGGCUUGCUCGUUUCGGAACAUACUACUAGCACAUUGGCGGUAUUAUUGAGACAAUGCGCUAAUCCAGCCGGCGACAUGAUGCAUUCACCACGAGCGGCAACACCAGACAGCUUACAGAAACGAUUGUAUAACAUGUUGAGUGAGAUGGAACAAGAGUAUUCAACAUUUGCGUGAGAAAAAUCUACGUUAAAGAAAAAAAUUAUUUUAAAUCACAAAAUCAAAUAUCAUAUUUUCAAUGAUAAAAACGCGAUAAAUUUACAACUAAAAAAUUUUUUUUAGAUUAUUGAAAAACCAUUAGAUGUUAUUUAUUUAAAGUUAGAAAUCAAUACGUACAAUCGCAUACUUUUACUUUACUAAAUAUGUAAUAUAAAUAUAAAUAUACAUAACAAUUAUUAAAACACAUAUUACACAUUGUAUAGAUAACAAAUGUACACUUUUAUUUUAUACAGUUAAAAAUCUGAUAGAUGCAAAUAACGCCAAAAAACUAAAAAUUAUUUUAUAUUUAUUAAAUAUUUAUAGUAAAUUAUAUUUACGGUAGUUGCAUAAACACAAUAUAAUAAAUAACAAAUUUAUUAGAUUCGCAAUUGCAUGAUUGAGUUUACAACAUUAAUAUUGAAAACUCGAAGAACCUCUAUUCACAUAACAAUUCCGCGAACUUACGAUUGCGCUUAAUUAGGAGAUAAAGAAUGAUUAGUUCCUAUAUAGAGAUUUCUUGCAUAUAGAUAAAUAAAUCGAGGAAUAAUGUAUUAAUAUACGUUAUAAUAUUAUUUGUAUAACUAUAACGUAUUAUUUGUUAUCUGUGUUUUAACAUAUAUUAUUACAUAUAUUUUUACGAGAUUCUAUUAUAUGUUUCGUGAUCUCAUAUGACAUAUAUGAAUAUGUCAUAUUAUUUUAUAUUACAUUUUUGCUGUAAAUUUAUGCAAGAUUUAUUAUAUUUAGGUUGUUAUUAUCAAUUGAAAAUACAAAUGUAGAAAAUCGUAAAGUUUAUUUAGUAAUGUUGUCCUUGUUGUUUUUUCGGUUUGUUGACUUUUGCGAUUCGUAUAAAAUUUAAAAAUUUUUAAAUAAAAUUUUUUUUUUCUUAUAUAUAGCUCGUGUGUCGAUUGCAUACACUAUAGUAUCAUAAAUGCCUUAUAAUAGAAAGUUAAUUACCUCAAUUGUGUGAAUGUUGAGAGAUUGUAUGUUAUAUUUAAAUUUGUAUGCAUCACAUAAUAAGAGAAAAGAAAGAAUGUGUGUCGUGUGUGUCGGCAAUUAUAGUAUUGUUAAAUCUAAUGUAGAUAUAAAAGAAUUUACAAAUAAAAUUUUUAAAAUUGCAACAAUAUUUCAAGCA
Molecule: messenger RNA, 2410 nt
Organism: Monomorium pharaonis (pharaoh ant)
Lineage: Eukaryota; Metazoa; Arthropoda; Insecta; Hymenoptera; Formicidae
Gene: aln
Product: divergent protein kinase domain 1C
Exons: 4
Coding region: 31-1257 (408 amino acids)
Source: RefSeq, a predicted model, not a curated record